Spea bombifrons (plains spadefoot toad) is the source of this 1637-nucleotide messenger RNA. RefSeq lists its product as uncharacterized. The record is from RefSeq and is a predicted model, not a curated record. Gene Ontology annotation, molecular function: NADP binding; N,N-dimethylaniline monooxygenase activity; flavin adenine dinucleotide binding. The transcript is spliced from 6 exons. Lineage: Eukaryota; Metazoa; Chordata; Amphibia; Anura; Pelobatidae. The coding region runs from base 126 to 1595 and encodes 489 amino acids.
CUGUUGUAGAGCCAAUGGGAGCAGGGCUGCUUAGAGUGAGUUGAACUCAGCGCAAAGUUGAGUUCUGUGUGGCCCCUGCCCGGGUAGACCAUCGCCUCGGGCUUGGUAUAGAUAGGCAGCCCCAGAUGACCACCAGACGGCUUCGCGUGGCCGUGAUCGGCGCCGGGGCCGCCGGCCUCUGCUGCGCCCGACACCUCCUGUCACGGCCUCUCGCUUUCGAGCCCCCCGUGGUGUUUGAGACAUCGGGGCAGGUGGGUGGCACCUGGGUGUAUACAGAGGGUGACUCCAACCAACACUCCAGCAUGUAUAGAGACUUAAGGACCAACCUCCCCAAAGAGAUCAUGGAGUUUCCUGAUUUUAGUUUCGCGGCGUCCCUUCCGUCCUUUAUCCAUCACGCAGAGGUGUUACGCUACCUGGAGGAGUAUACCGACAGGUUCGGGGUACGACCCCACAUCAGGUUUAAUUGUUGCGUGACAUCUGUCGCUCCUGUACUGGGAGAUGGUGACAGCAGUCGGGUGCCGUGGGAUGUGACAUCUCACGCGCGAGGGGAAGCUCACCCCGUGACGCAGAGGUUUGAUGCCGUCAUGGUGUGUGUAGGGCACUACUCCCACCCCUACGUUCCUGACAUUGCUGGGUUUGAAACCUUCCGAGGCAAAAUCCUUCACAGUCAUUUUUACCGUUACCCGGAGGUCUUCUCCUCUCGUAAUGUGGUUCUCCUGGGCGCAGGCCCCUCAGGGGUAGACAUUGCUGUGGAGUUGGCCGCCCAUGCUCGUAAGGUCACUCUGAGCCACCGUGGCCCGCGGCUGCAGUGGGCUCCUCCAUCAAAUGUCACUCUGGCGCCACCAGUUGUCCGCGCCACUGCACACUCCCUGAUCUGUGAAGAUGGGACCCAACUGGAGGCAGAUACCAUGAUAUUCUGCACGGGGUACAAGUAUAAUUACCCGUUCUUGGUGCCCGAAGAAGAUGAUGGAAUGGAAGGAAUGCAGCAUCUUGUGUCCAAUGGUGUAGAGAAGGAGGCUGAGGGUUUGCUGGAACCUUUAAAAGACUCAAAGGCAGAUGAUGAACUUAAUAAAGAAGGCUUUGAGUUAUGCAACAAGCUUUCCAAUAUGGGUCUACUGGACGAUGAGCUGACGAUGCCCGAUGCCGGACAAGGACACCUCCCGCCGCUCUACAAACAUUUAAUCCAUGCGCGGUAUCCUACCCUGUGUUUCAUCGGCGCCUGCAAAAUAGUGGUACCCUUUCCGCUCUUUCACUGCCAGGCCCUCUUCUGUUUAGCGGCGCUGGAGGGGAAAUGCCCCUUGCCGUCUCCAGAACGAAUGCUUUCCGAGUCCCGCGAGGAGUUCAGGAGGCACCUCAGGUCAGGAGUCCACCCCAAGUAUCUGCACCGCCUCGAAGCAAAUCAGUGGGAUUAUAACCAAUGGCUGGCAGAGACGGCCGGGUUUGAACCGUUGCCACCCGUAUUGAAGAAGAUGUACGAAAGCUGCCGGCAGUUCAGAAACAUUAACCCCGUGUUAUACAGAGAUUACAAGUUUGACGUCGUGAACCGAGAGGAGUGUAGAGUAAGCGCUGCCCCUUCUGCAGACGCACAAGUUUGAUAUGGAUCGUCCUUCAUUCCAUCAGCAAGGAAUGGGCAAAAA